AUGGAAAGUCUUGAUGAGGCUAUCCAACUCAACGAACAGGCUCUCUCCAUCGUCUCAGAGAGCCAUUGGCUCUGGCAUGAUGCCUUGCUCGACCGUUCAAUCUUAUUAGGCCACAGGUACACUUCGAAAGGGGCACUCGCCGAUCUGAAUGAAUCCAUCUCUCUCGGCGAACAGCUCUUUGGGGAAGCAUCGAAUGAUGACGCACCUAGAUUCCAGGUGUUGCUAAGCAUGGCUAAAAUUCUACAUAACAAGUAUGAAAGGACCGAUUCCUCUCUAGAUCUUGAGAACGCAAUUGAAUUUGCAAAAAGGGCCAUUGAAGAGCUGCGACCUGACGAUUCAUGCAAAAUGUCAUGCUUUACAUUGCUAUCCAAAUUGCUUCUCUCCCAAUCACAGUUAGAAGGCAGUGGAAUAUUCUCACCAGGCCUUGAAACACUUUGA
Molecule: messenger RNA, 438 nt
Organism: Clonostachys rhizophaga
Lineage: Eukaryota; Fungi; Ascomycota; Sordariomycetes; Hypocreales; Bionectriaceae
Source: the annotation of a GenBank genome assembly